AUGGAUUAUUACAUGUCAGCAUCGGCACAAAAUAUUCCUGUGGACAUAAUACGCCUUGAGCUGGAUGGCGAAAACAUACCUUCAUAUCGAGAAAUCGAUGGAAGGAUCUUUCUGGAUCUUAACAACUCCGUAAAGGUUCAAAACAUUACACUGGUUGUGGCCAAGAGCAUGAACAUUACAUCUACAAACGGCAAAAUUCAAGUGAUAAAUCGGGGAAUCGAACGGAUUCGCCAUUUGGCACCAACGGCAACUACCCAAUCUAGAGGCGGUUACUAUGGUUACAACAAUGCCCACAACUCUGAGGCUGGGGAUGUAGGUUCUCCAAAAUCAAUCACUACCAUCAACCCUAUCACGGAUGUGGUGACCCUUGGAACCGGGGAGCAUGCAAUUCCUUUCACACUCUGGGUUCCCAAAACAGAAAUGCCUUCGUUUACCUACGUCAAUCCGGCCAACGGAACAGUCAUCGUUAAUUGUUAUGCGUUGUACGCGGAGAUCACCAUAAACGGAAAGACCUACAGAACAGACGCCAUUUCCAUCUGGGUGCCCGCGAUCGGUAGAACAUCGGCGGGACUUGGUUUUUCAAACGGAGACAGAGAAAUGGCCAUUGAAAAGAAGUUUGUUACUCGUGAUGCACCGAUUCGAGCUGUGUUUGGGGACACGACUUCUGAAGUGAAAAAGGUGAGAGCGAGAGUUGUCGCCCGGAUCCAGUAUCACCCUGCGAGGUUGCAGGAGUCAGUUGAAAUCAUCCCGUGGACCUCACUGAAACGAAAGUCUGGAGCCAAAUCGGAUGUGCUCGAGAGUUACAACAGCGACAAUUACAACCAAAAAUUGGCCGGUGAUUGGAAGCAUUACUGGGAGUCCACGACAUUCCAACUUGGAUCAUCGCUCCCACCGACAGUAAACUUGCAUAACUUCCGCCUGGAAUAUUUACUGCAGGUGCUUGAUGAUGGAGACACAGUCUAUGAGGCGCCAGUCAUUCUUGUGGAUGAGCUGUCCGACGAGGAAAUCACACCGCCACAGAUAAGUGCAGACAUGCUUCGGAAAUCCGCUUUCUCCGUCCAAUAA
Mesocestoides corti is the source of this 1065-nucleotide messenger RNA. The record is from the annotation of a GenBank genome assembly. Lineage: Eukaryota; Metazoa; Platyhelminthes; Cestoda; Cyclophyllidea; Mesocestoididae.